Messenger RNA from Psilocybe cubensis, 1578 nucleotides. RefSeq lists its product as uncharacterized. The coding region runs from base 1 to 1578 and encodes 525 amino acids. NCBI's taxonomy places the organism in Eukaryota, Fungi, Basidiomycota, Agaricomycetes, Agaricales, Agrocybaceae. The transcript is spliced from 12 exons. Gene Ontology annotation, biological process: retrograde transport, endosome to Golgi. The record is from RefSeq and is a predicted model, not a curated record. Gene Ontology annotation, cellular component: membrane; Golgi apparatus.
AUGCCAUCCCACCAACGGCCGGCUUUUUGGCCUCUGGCCCUUCUUAUAUCGUCUAUACUAUCUAGUUUAAUAUCGUUUGCUGCUGCGUAUACCGUCCCAAUAGUUGAUACAGAUUAUUCUCGCCAAACAUGUAGUGGAAUGUGGGGUGGUCCCUCAGCAUACAUUAAUGUGACUUUCGACAUCGCAUCACAGGGAGACUUGGCAAUGAUUAUAUACGAAUGGACGGAUGUGAAGUAUCUCGGGAAGGAAACUGCUGGAGACCCAGAUGACGAUCUGCCGCAGAAGACAUAUGUUUGCACUUCCAGCGCCGUGUCGGCAGGCUACUGCACACGCGCACAACUAGGGCGUUUUAUUCUCGAUCUCCCAGUGGGUAAAUCUAUAAAUGACACGAGCUUUUGGUCAGCUCGCGUACAACUCCCCGCCAACAAAACUACCUCACCAAAAGCAUCUAAUGGAUUUUGGGACAACCCCGAAGGUAACCCGACUCCCCCAAUUAGCCCAUACGCAUCUCCUUGGCGCCGGGACGUUGACGACGUUGAGCUUGUUGCAAGAUGGCCCAAGACUCCCACAGCCGCCAUUCCUGUAACUGUUCAGGGGUCAACUCGCAGAGCCGAUACAGAUGUUCCAUAUCACCCGUCAUACAAAGGGACAGUUCUCUUCAAAAACACUUUCGACGGAGAACUUCCUGCUACGGAUUACCCCAAAGUUGUCUACUAUCUUUCGGGUCUUGUGGGACUAUUGGUCAUUGAGAUGUUUGCAAAUUGGGUAUAUUACAGAUAUCUCAAUGCACAUGGCAGAUCAACUGCUUCUACUGUAUUCCUCAUUGUCGUGGCAAUUCUUGACGCCGGUCGCAAUUCAAUGUCAUUCUUCAUGCUUUUGGUGGUAUCACUUGGCCUAAGUGUCGUUCGGGAAUCACUGGGACGAACCAUGCUGAAAUGUCAAGCUUUAGCUGUGGCCCAUUUUAUCUUUGGGAUCCUUUAUGCUAUCGGAAUCGUUGAAUUAGAGCUUGAAUCGACAUCCGCGCUCUUGCUUUUGAUGUUCAUCAUCCCCCUUGCGUUCACUCUGAGCGCAUUCCUGCUAUGGAUUAUGUAUGCACUAAAUGCAACCAUUACACACCUCCGUGCAAGGAAGCAACGAUAUAAGCUGUCGAUGUUCCAAAAAUUAUAUUAUAUACUUCUUUUCACGGUUUUUAUCAUCGCCAUAUUCUUUGUGGUCUCAUCCAUGUCAUUCUCAGGGAGAUUGGCAGAAGACUACUCCGCCAAAUCAUGGCGCAUUCUUUUCUCCACAUUGGCUAUGUCAGAUGAAAUUGCACAAGAUGAGGCAGAUGCGGAGGACUACGACCUUGAAGCUAUCCAAAAUCGAGGCCAGAUGCGUGAUGACGAUGACGAUGACGACGCCGCCACCCUUGUGGGUGGCAGGCGUGGCAAUCCCAACCAGGUAUUAACAGAGGACAACGUCGUAUUUGAAAUUGGCGACGAGGAAGAUGACGAGGAGGACUCCAAAAAAAGAAAGAGUACUCGCCUUUCCGGUGAGAAUCAUACAGGUAGUGGGGAAGAGCGGGAAGGCCUUAUGCGUUAG